CAGCGACACUGGCAUGCCCGUUGCCGUUAAGAGGCUCAGCCAGAAAGGCAUCCAGGGCCACAGGGAAUGGCUGGUCAGUACUCACCACCAAUCAUCCCAAUUCAUUUCAUCUCUUCAAUUCUGCAUGCUGAAGUGAAUUACCUUGGCAGAUUGUCGCAUCCCAAUCUGGUGAAGCUCCUAGGCUACUGCCUCGAAGACGUGCAGCACCUACUUGUCUACGAGUUCAUGCCACAGGGAAGCUUGGAGAACCAUCUUUUCGGGAGGAGCUUAAAUUUCCACUCACUGUCAUGGAAUGUGAGGAUGAAUGUUGCUCUUGGAGCAGCUAAGGGGCUUGCGUUCCUCCACAGCGACAAGGCCAACGUCAUCUACCGCGAUUUCAAGACGUCAAAUGUUCUCCUUGAUUCGAGCUACAGCGCAAAGUUGUCUGAUUUUGGGUUGGCGAGGGAUGGGCCAAACGAUGAUGAGAGCCAUGUCUCUACAAGGGUCAUGGGCACAGAUGGAUAUGCAGCCCCUGAAUAUCUGGAUACAGGCCAUCUGACGACGAAGUGCGAUGUGUACAGUUUUGGUGUGGUGCUCCUGGAGAUCCUAUCCGGCCGGCGAGCCCUGAGCAGGAGCCGUCCGUCCAGCGAGCGCAACCUGGUGGAGUGGGCGCGGCCGUACCUGAAGAGCAAGCGACGCAUCUCCCACAUCCUGGACGCGCGGCUGGACGGGCAGUACUCCCUUGGCGGCGCGCAGAAGGCUGCUGCACUCGCGCUCCGGUGCAUCUCCAUCCACCCGAGAGUCCGGCCGGGCAUGGAGCAGGUGGUGGUGGCGCUGGAGCAGCUCGAGGACGACAAGGAGACCGUGACGAGUGGUCAGGGGAAGGCAAAUGGCGGCGGCACAUGCGGCUUCUUCAGGAUGUGUAGUGGUGGCCGGCAGCAGCAGCAGCAACCGUAGCCCGCGGUAAGGCGGCUGCACGGGUGAGCACUGAUAAAGGAUUCAUUGUAACGAGAGAUGAUUUAUUAGUGCUUCUUGCUUUUGCAAAUUCAGGGUUUUCAUUUUUCUUUUCUUUUUUGCUUCUUUGGGCACGGUGAUGACGGGUUGAGUUUCUGUUUUGAGGCAACUCCACUGUGUCGCUGGUUUCCCGGUAGAAAUGAGCUCAAAAAUAGCAUGAGAAAAUGUCUUUACUUCCAUGGAUGGAUUGAUCAAUGAUGCAUGGUAAUCAGACCUGAUGUUAAAUGGUAAUCAGUUAUGAACUGAACCACUACCGAACUGAACUGUACUAUAUUUCUAACUGUUUGGUUAUCUUGUACAUGUUUCCUCCAAGAAAUGCUGAAAUUCUACCAGCUAGAAACAUUUCUCUCAUAAUAAUUUUUCCGUUUCAAAAUUGAUAGUUAUUUACAUCCCACAGGAAAAUCAAAGGAUAAUAUUGGAGUUGCAUAACAAAUCUUGACAUAAUCCAGAAGUAAGUCAGCAGCAAGAUUUUUUUUUCCACAGACAUGGACGUUCGCAUUUGCUGCACACUAUGGAUUUGGCAUAGUCCAACAAUCAUGUUAAUUCUUUUUAGAAGAUACUCAACUCAUCUUGAAAAAAGGUUAACGUGGUGGAGUUUAAGGAACUGGGAUUGUCGUCUAUGGCUUUUGGCACUUCAUAAUUCAAAGAUAGAUUAGUAUAUCGUUAUUCUUUAAGGGUAUUUCAUACUUUCAGUUGAGUUAGAAAAUCUUAUGAUCAUUAGGGACAAUCUCUUUAAUCCUUCCUGUAACCAUGAUGGCACUUACAUGCCUUUUACUAGUUCUGUUGUUUGCCAUCCCUGGUGCUAUACUGCUAUGUAACUUGUGUUCUUGCUCUGUUAAAUCGUAGCUAUGGCUUGAUGCCUUGGUUCGAUCCUUAUGUCAUAUAGGUAGAAUCCCAAGCAUUCGUAUCAAAAUGGCCCGUGAUUGUGGAUAUUUGCAUUUUGACUGGAUUUUCACCGUGGAAUGUAUUUAUUUCUAACGAUGACCUUUCUUUUUAAGCUUGUUUUACUGCUAUGUACAUUAUGUUGAUAUAAUCGCGAGCUGGUAAAUACUCCC
Molecule: messenger RNA, 2048 nt
Organism: Triticum dicoccoides
Lineage: Eukaryota; Viridiplantae; Streptophyta; Magnoliopsida; Poales; Poaceae
Product: receptor-like cytoplasmic kinase 176
Exons: 5
Coding region: 67-936 (289 amino acids)
Biological process (GO): protein phosphorylation
Molecular function (GO): ATP binding; protein kinase activity
Source: RefSeq, a predicted model, not a curated record